This is a messenger RNA of Amphiprion ocellaris (clown anemonefish), 6427 nucleotides long. It is a transcript of the gene dnmt3ab, whose product is annotated as DNA (cytosine-5-)-methyltransferase 3 alpha b. Gene Ontology annotation, cellular component: nucleus; cytoplasm. The record is from RefSeq and is a predicted model, not a curated record. Lineage: Eukaryota; Metazoa; Chordata; Actinopteri; Pomacentridae. The transcript is spliced from 23 exons. Bases 277 to 3261 code for a protein of 994 amino acids. Gene Ontology annotation, biological process: negative regulation of DNA-templated transcription. Gene Ontology annotation, molecular function: methyltransferase activity.
CGAGGCAGCCCGUCUGCAGGCCCCUGCAGUGAGAGCGGCGCAUCUGGAGGAGAGCUGGCCGGCCGGGGAGGUGGAGGACGGGGAGAGAAGAGGAAGGAGGCUCCGGGAGCAAGCGAGACAAAAAGGGUCAGGCCUGGGACUUGGGAAAAAUCGGGAGAGCAGAGAGAAGAGGGAUCAUCUCUCAUUUCUUUAUUUUUUAUUUUCAUUUUUUGACUUUUAUUUCCGCCCAACAUCAGACCAUCAUCACCCUCAAAGCAACCCUUAAGAAUCUCAGCGAUGCCGUCCAACACUGUCACCAAUGCCAACACCGCCGCUGCAUUCAAAGGCUCAGACUUCACUGAUUCACCUGGAAACAGAAUGGGUGAGAGCACAAUACUGGACAUGGACCUGAUGGCUGAGGAGAAGUCGACUCAAAGUAGUGCCUCUUGUAAAGCUGGCAAACCCGGAAGGAAGCGCAAGCAGUUUGCAGUGGAGAGCGGCUCUCUCCGAGACAGUGUGGGCAACAGCUACUCCGGGGUGGGGAGGCCGUCCAUAGCACUGCUCCACAACGGAGACAUGGGCGGGCACAGAGACAGGAUGUCCGAUGCCUGCUUCCCCAAACAGGAGAAGAGGGAAGUGGAGAACGGGAUCCCCAGAGAGCUUUCCUCCUGCCGGGCCGAGGACAGCUCCCAGGGCCGGAGCCUGAGUCCCUCCCAGGAGAACGGAUUCCUGCCCAGCCGGGAAGAGCAGGACUCGGAGAAAGACAAGGACGAGAGCCUGAUGACGCCGCGCAAGAAAAGAGGGAGGCGGAAACUGGAGCGUCCAACGAAAUAUGUGGAGCACAAGGAGGAGGACGGGAGUGAUGCAGUCAAGAUCGAGGCAGGUCGAGGCAGGCUGCGAGGGGGAGUUGGUUGGGAGAUCAGCCUUCGUCAGAGGCCCAUGCCCAGAAUAACCUUCCAGGCUGGUGACCCUUAUUACAUUAGCAAGCGGACCAGAGAGGAGUGGCUGGCCAAGUGGAAGAUGGAGGCAGAGAAAAAGGCCAAACUGAUGUCAGCGAUGAACGCCAUGAAGGAUCACGAGGAGAGCGAACCCGAGACCCAAAAAGAGGAGGUCUCAAUAAUCAAGCACCCGCAGCCUUCAAAGCAGCAGCAGCUUCUGCAGCCUCAGCCUCAGUCGAACACUCAGUCUCAGCCUCAGUAUCAACAGCAAUCACAGCCGUCGCUGCCUCAACAGCAGCAACAUCAGCAGCAACAUCAGCAGCAACCUCCUCCUCAGCAGCAGCAGCAGCAGCAGCCUACUGACCCGGCUUCUCCCACCGUGGCCACGACCCCUGAACCCGUCGCCAUCGGAGGAGGAGACAAGACAUCCCCAAAGUCUGCAGACACUGAGCCCGAGUAUGAGGACGGUCGUGGUUUUGGCAUCGGUGAGCUGGUUUGGGGGAAGCUGCGAGGAUUCUCGUGGUGGCCAGGCCGCAUCGUAUCCUGGUGGAUGACGGGACGGAGCCGAGCUGCCGAGGGAACCAGAUGGGUCAUGUGGUUUGGAGAUGGAAAAUUCUCAGUGGUCUGUGUAGAGAAACUCAUGCCUUUAAGUUCCUUUAACAUUGCCUUUCACCAACCAACUUACAAUAAGCAGCCCAUGUACAAGAAAGCCAUCUACGAAGUGUUACAGGUGGCUAGCAGCCGGGCAGGAAAAGCCUUCAUGGCCUGCCCUGACAGUGAUGAGACAGAAACCUCCAAAUCAGUGGAAAUGUUGAACAAGCAGAUGAUAGACUGGGCGAUGGCAGGAUUUCAGCCCACUGGACCUAAAGGCUUGGAGCCACCAGAGGAGGAGCGUAACCCUUACAAAGAGGUCUACCCUGAGAUGUGGGUGGAGCCCGAAGCAGCCGCCUACACACCUCCUCCAGCCAAAAAGCCUCGCAAAAGCACAGCAGAGAAACCCAAGGUCAAGGACAUCAUUGAUGAGAGGACACGAGAGCGCCUUGUUUAUGACGUGAGACAAAAGUGCCGCAGCAUAGAAGACAUCUGUAUCUCCUGUGGAAGCCUGAAUGUUAGCCGUGAGCACCCUCUGUUUGCUGGGGGAAUGUGCCAGAGCUGUAAGAACUGCUUCCUAGAAUGCGCGUAUCAAUACGACGACGACGGCUACCAGUCGUACUGUACUAUCUGCUGUGGCGGACGAGAGGUGCUCAUGUGCGGAAACCACAACUGUUGUCGGUGCUUCUGUGUGGAGUGCGUGGAUCUCCUGGUCGGUCAGGGAGCCGCUCACGCCGCCAUCAAGGAGGAUCCGUGGAACUGCUACAUGUGCGGUCAGAAGGGAGUGUACGGUCUGUUGGAGCGUCGCACCGACUGGCCCAGCCGUCUGCAGCACUUCUUCGCCAAUAAUCACGACCAAGAUUUUGAUCCACUAAAGCUUUACCCCCCAGUCAUGGUGGAGAAGCGGAGGCCCAUUCGCGUCCUGUCGCUGUUUGACGGCAUAGCAACAGGGCUGCUGGUGCUAAGAGAACUCGGCAUCCAGGUGGAUCGCUACGUAGCCUCUGAAGUGUGCGAAGACUCCAUCACUGUGGGCAUCGUCCGGCAUCAGGGUCGCAUCAUGUAUGUUGGCGACGUGAGGAACGUCACGCGCAAACAUAUACAUGAGUGGGGUCCCUUUGACCUAGUUAUAGGUGGAAGUCCAUGCAACGACCUCUCGAUAGUCAAUCCUGCUCGGAAGGGUCUUUACGAGGGCACCGGUCGCCUCUUCUUCGAGUUUUACCGUCUGCUCCACGAGGCCCGGCCGAAGGAGGGCGAUGACCGGCCUUUCUUCUGGCUCUUUGAGAACGUGGUGGCCAUGGGGGUCAGCGACAAGAGGGACAUAUCUCGCUUUUUAGAGUGUAACCCAGUGAUGAUCGAUGCCAAGGAGGUGUCUGCCGCCCAUCGCGCCCGUUACUUCUGGGGAAACCUUCCUGGCAUGAACAGGCCCCUGACUGCCAUGUGCAAUGACAGACUGGACCUCCAGGACUGUUUAGAACACGGGAGAACAGCGAAGUUUGACAAAGUGCGGACCAUCACCACCAGGUCGAACUCAGUCAAGCAGGGCAAGGACCAGCAUUUCCCCGUCUACAUGAACGAGAAGGAAGACAUCCUGUGGUGCACUGAGAUGGAGAGGGUCUUUGGCUUCCCUGUCCACUAUACAGACGUGUCCAACAUGAGCCGGCUGGCGAGGCAAAGGCUCCUGGGCCGGUCGUGGAGCGUCCCGGUUAUCCGCCACCUGUUUGCACCACUUAAAGAUUACUUCGCCUGCGUUUGAGCGGCGACGAACGGCCGCUCCGAAGCGUUUUUAGGAACCACAACACGACGCAACUACAUAAACGAGAGCCUUGAUCCUCAAAUUAUACGCCGGUAUAAUUUGCGCGCGAAACAUUUGACGUAGAUUUCACAUUAUUUCUUGUAUUUUGAAUUGUAAUUCUUAUUCUAUUUAAUUUUUGAUAUGUCAUUUUACCUUUUUAGCAGUGUUAUCAAGUAUUGUUGAUUUGUUUGUGCAAGCUAUACUUGAGACUAUGCUUUCUUCUCGAGACACUGAGACAGCAAAGUGCUACACAUGUAAAAGAGGAGGGUUAGAGUGACGGGGAAACACCGGAAAGAGAGGAGAUUAGUGUUUUUAAAAGAUAUGUGAAAUGUUUCUGCUGUGUGACCGUACUGCGAGAUUCCCACCUGCAGUGCGGCCAUGCUUCCAGCUACUGAGCCUCACAGAUGUGAAGAGAAAAAGGCGAUUUUUUUCAUUUUUUUAUUAUUAUUUUAAAGUGUCAGGAGAGCCGUGUCUCUGAGAAUCCAAAACACCAGAUCACAUAUACCUCUUUGUUUACAGUUUCUAUACACAACUGAAGGUAAUAAAGGUACUACUGUAAUAUGGUUACAAUACCAUGGUGCUCCAAAAUGAUGAGAAACAUCAUAGCCCAUGUGGCACUGAGACUUUAUUAGGACAAUACGGAGCUUUUUAUCCUGUUGCUGGAAAAAACUUGUUUUUAUUGAUUGAAAAAAAUCUGUUCCGUUCCGUUUUUGUUCACUUCCAACGGAGUGACAGACAUCAGACGACUGCGAAAUAGAGUUUAUCCUCUUUUUCUGCGAUUUUACAGCUUUUAUACAAUUUCUAGUGGUGCUCAUUCAAUCUCUCAGCCUUGCUACGCUCAGGCGGCUACAGCGCCUGGAUCUGCACAAAACAGAGUGAAGCUAAAGCCACAUGGGAAAUGAUGUUUUCUGUCAUUCAAAAAGUGUAAAAAAAAAAAAAAAAAAAAAAAAAAAUUAAAAAAAACAUCAAAGUCUGUGGUGAGCUACUUUUUUCUAGUUUCAUCCUGACCAAUGACAUUACUGUACAACUGUUAGUAAGCGUGGUCGCUUAAACUUCCACGUCUCGAAACUGAAAAAAAAAACAACUGUCAGGUGCAAAAUCCUCAACGAUAUGGUGCGGCUUCACAAAGUUCUUCUACCUUUUUAUAGCAAUUUUGUGCUGUUUUAUCAACAUUAUAAAGCACUUUUAUAUGUAUACUUUCUUUUUUUUCUUGAUAUUUUUUUUAAAAAGAUAUUGGUUCUUGUGAAUUGUUUUUGUUCUUUUGGGUUUUUGUUUAGUUUUAUGAUGUGAACUGAUCUACCCUCAUGUAAUACUUUUUGUAUACAGUAGGGCUGUGCCAAUAGAAGUGGAAAGAAUGGAUUUUGAUAUGUGAAACCCAUGUUGUUGGACUCGGUGUACAGUCGGUAGAUGGAUUGACAUUUGUAAACCCCCUUUCCCCUUCUUUUUUCAUCCAUAUUGGUCUCUGUUAGGAAGCAGUGAUGCAGUAUGUUUUCACCCAAAUUCAAAGAAUGUCUAUCUCUAUUAAGAUUGUAAGAUUUAAGACAGAGUUAAAGAACUGUGUCGUCUGCUUUGUAUUAUCUUUUUUUGUCCCUUGUGAAGGACAGUCGGGCCUCUGCCGCUUCACCGAUUAACCGUCAUGUUGGCAAAUUAGUUUCAAUCCAAAAUUUGGAUUACGUUCACCGAACUAAAUUCUCUUGAUUGUAACCUCUAAGUUAAUUAUGGAGGAUUUAGGCUGCGGUUUUGUCAAAACGUAAAACUGACACAGUGUUCGGCGAAGACGUCAGCACUCAAAGAGGGUAAAAAAACAGAUGUAUAUCAUAUUUAAGAUUCUAAAUUUGAAAAUUUACUUUUCUCAAUGUAAUUAAUUUCUUAAGUGACCUUAUCGCCAUCAUUUUUGUCCACACGCGAGGCUCAAUAUGAGCUUUGAUAUUUUAACCAGAUGUUAUUCCCCCACUUCCUCCUAUAAUACUUAACAUCCCCUUCACAUUUGUACAUUUUGUACAUAGAGUUUUCCGGUUGCUGUUUUUGUCAUUUUUUUUUUAAUUACGUAUGAGAUGUACAAAUAUAAUUCUUUGCUAAUAUAUAUCAUCAAAUUAGAAAUCUUUAGGUUAAAACUGAAAAAAAAUCAAGUGAGAAAUUUGAUUCAAAACUGUGCUUUAAGCAUUAGAUUGUAGGGAGACUCCAAGUCAAAGGUUUUUUUUUGUUUUUUUUUUUUUUUUUAAAUCAUUCUGAUUUGUUUGUGUCAAUUGAAUCCAGAUCUAACGUUGUGUGAUUUUAAAAUAUCGGCCUAUGGCCCGCUUUAAGAUGAACGGUCUCAACUUCGCUGCACAGCCCUACAAUGGUGGUGUUUUUUGCUUCUGUUUCCUUUUGUAAGACUUUAAAAAGAGGGAUUUUAGGUGUUUCCGAUGGUGCUAAACAUUUUAUCUAAUCAAGAAAAAUAUAUUUGAUUGGAAGAGAAAUAAACACGUCUUGACGAUGACUGUUUUACGUUCCUUGUAGUAAUGGAAAAGAACUAUUAUUUCACUCAUAUAAAUAUAUUAACAAAGGCAUUUUAACUUUGUACUUGAAAAAAUAAGGAUAACAAAUAAUGAAAGGUUUCCUAUAUUGUUUUAGACUAGAGAUUGCUGUAGUUGGUGCUUAUCUGUGGGAAAAUCGUGUGCGGAUAAAAAAAAGAAAAAGAAAAAAAACAGUAAGAAAUUUUACUGUAGCAUAAUGUAUGCUUAAUACGCAUUGCUUCUUAAUCCUACAUUCCAUGCCGUAAUAUUCUCCAUGUCUGUUUUUCAGAAUGUUAUUUUUGAAUUGAUGCUUUUUUCUUUUCUUUCUUUGUUUUUUUUUUUUUUGCUUUAUCUUUAUCAGAAACAUUUCAUUAUACUGUUCAACGCAGGUCAAUUCUUCUAUAUUUGGUGAUACUGUUGACACUCUGUGACUUUCUUUCUGUCAUAACUGUUUUAUGGCCUAUACGCUUUUUUCCUCAAGACCAGUUCGUACAGCAAAUGUAGCAGUCAUUCUCCACUUUAAACCCCCCACCCCCAUACUUAUGUUUAGUGUCCAGAGAGAAGAUAAAGGCUCCGUAUGUACUUGUGCUGGAGAACACUUGAAUAAAUGUAUUGUUUUUGUGCAAAAAAAA